AUGAAAUUUGUCCCUGGAUCUCAUGUUCGACUGUCAAACUCUCUUUAUAAACCGAGCACAUGGCUACAAUCGUCCCAUCCUUAUACAGUUGCUUCACUACCUGAGGAGCCAAUUCUUCAGUUAGUGGUGCGUAAAUCUCGAUAUCCAAUCAAGUUACGACAAACAUACUCAAUGCUGGGAAUAUUCAGAUCUGUUUCGACGCAGUUUAUGGAUGAUGCUCGUACCGGUGGUAUACGUAGAGCUUUGUUUAUUGUUGGUGGAUCAGGAAUAGCAUUUGCAGCUCCAGUAUUUAGAUAUCUUGAAAGUCUAGGUGUAGAAGUUAAACUUCUAUGGGCAAUUCGAGAUCCCCAGGAUGCAAAUGUGUUGAAAUCAAUUAAAUUGCAUGAUGCUGUGCUUGAUGGCAGAGUGGAGAUCUAUUUUACCAGAGAAAGCCGAUUAAAACGUCGUUUGAGCACUGCUUCUUUAUUAGAAGCUCAAAUUUAUAAGGAGCUGAACGACGAUGAAUAUCUAGAUAUCGCAGUCGACGAUCUGUGCUGCAUGGAUACUCCUCAGGUUGAACUCGACGAAGAGAGACAGUAUGACCAACAUGGUUAUGAUGAUUACGACAACAAUGAUGAAGAAAAUAACGAAAGUGGUCACUAUGAAGCAGUCGAUCAUGACCAUAAAUCAUCCGCAUCUGCUAGUGAUGGCAGUGAAAGUACAUUAAGUGGAGGUGAAGCAUCAGAAAUGCCUGAUGGUUUACCAUCUAGCGGAUCGAAUGAAACAGAUCCCCUGUUGCUUAGCCGACCAAAAUUUAUAAAAUACUCAUCUGAGCAUGUGAUAGACCCUAUUCACCAUCCUCGACAUCCUCCAUCUAAUCGUUCUAAACCACGAUAUAUUGAUAUCAGAGACGAAUACUCAUAUGCAAUGUUCAACAGCCGACCAGUUCUUAAUAUUCGACUACAGGCUUGGUUGUGCGGUAUAUCCAUAGAUGCUGAUGAUUGCUGCUGUGUGGACCAACUUCUCCAGGUCAGCCAAGAAAACAGACGAGGUGGAUGGGUAAUAUCAGCCGGAUCUCACAAACUAGUCCAUGAUAGCCAGCAGUGGGCAGAAUCAAAAGGCUUCAAAUUCUAUCAAGAAGAAUUUAAUUUGUAA
This is a messenger RNA of Sugiyamaella lignohabitans, 1134 nucleotides long. RefSeq names its product Fre8p (gene FRE8). The record is from RefSeq and is a predicted model, not a curated record. Bases 1 to 1134 code for a protein of 377 amino acids. Lineage: Eukaryota; Fungi; Ascomycota; Dipodascomycetes; Dipodascales; Trichomonascaceae. The transcript has a single exon.